GCGCGGAGGCCCUCCCCGCAGCACGCGAUGACGCAGGCGACAGGGUACGGCAACGCCCCGUGGACCGCGAACGCGGAGGACGACAUGGAGAAGGAGUACGAGGCCAUCCGCAAGCAGCGCGACUCCAUGUGGCUGCAGGCGGUCUCCUGCCUGGUCCCGGCCUGGGGCGUCACUGGCCGCUCGCCGCUGGUGGCCACCGGCAUCUCAGGCGUGGACCACUGCAGCUACCUGCAGGUGCAGAGCAUCGCGGCGCCCCAAUCGCCGGCGUCGCCUUACGUGGAUCUGACCGAGGACUCGCCACAGCAGCUCGAGGCCAUGCUCAUGAGAGCCAUGCCCGACCACUACGACGACUGAGCGUGAAAUGUGGGGGAGCCGUAUCCGGGGAGGGCUUGACAGGUUGGGCCGCGCCGCAGCGCUUCUCUGUUCUCUCUGCCCCAUCCUUUGGUCGGAGG
Prorocentrum cordatum is the source of this 452-nucleotide messenger RNA. Lineage: Eukaryota; Dinophyceae; Prorocentrales; Prorocentraceae. The record is from the annotation of a GenBank genome assembly.